AUGCCUUCUCUCAGAUCCUUCCUCUUGGCCUCAUUUGCCGUAGCUGGUGCUCUAAGUGCCGAUUGUAGUGGUGAUGUCUCUAUUGACAGCGAUGGCGAUGUUAGCAAGCUUGACAACUGUAACAGCUGGAAGGGAAAUGUUGCUGUUGGGACAGGAGUUGUUGCUCUCUCAAUAGCUUCUCUCCAGACCCUCAACGGGGACCUUACCAUCACUGGAGCCACUGGCCUCACCUCAAUCAGUGCUCCCAUGCUCCGCUCAAUCAGCGGGACCUGGACGAUGCAGGAGUUGACUAUCCUAUCCUCUGUCAGCCUUGCUUCUCUUACCUCGGUUGGAAACAUCAACUGGGUGACUCUUCCUGCUCUCAAGGCUCUGGAUUUCACCUCAGGAGUCACCAACUGCGACGAAGUCUUGAUCACUGACACCAUCCUCACUUCCCUUGAUGGAAUCCAAUUGCAAACUGCCACGAACUUCAACAUCAAUAACAACAAGUACUUGAAGGAGGUCAAUGUUGCCCUUGGAAACGUUUCUAAUGCACUCAACAUCGAAUUCAACAGCAAGGGUGUUAAUGUUGCGUUCCCCGACCUUGUCUGGGCAAAGAACAUCACCAUUCGUGACGCUGGAGUCGUGUCCUUCCCUAAGCUCGAGUCAGUCAACGGAACCAUUGCUUUCAUCAACAACACAUUUACCGAUGCCGCCUUCCCUGAAUUGACUGAGGUUGGUGGUUCUUUCGCCUUCAACAGCAACUCUCAGUUGUCAAAUGUUUCCGCCGUAAACCUCGAGACCAUCGGAGGUACUUUCCAGUUGGCCAACAACACCAAGCUUAAGGACAUUGACGGUUUCCCUGCUUUGACCACUGUUGACGGAUCCGUCGAUUUCUCUGGAAGCUUCACCAAUGCCACUCUUCCUUCUCUUGACGACGUCCGUGGAGGAUUGAACGUACAGACCACUGAGGAAUUCGACUGCACUGAGUUCAAGGGGUACAAGGACAGUGGUGUUAUCAAGGGUAACGGAUACACUUGCGAGGGAAAGCUCGAUGAGGCCAAGUCUUCCAGCGGUGGUUCUUCAACUUCAGGUUCCGGUAACUCAAGCGAUACGACCAACUCUGCUGCCCGCGCCGGUGUCAGCAUCGUUUCUCUGUUCGCUGCAUGCGCCGCCAUGCUGGUCUUGUAA
Morchella sextelata is the source of this 1170-nucleotide messenger RNA. RefSeq lists its product as uncharacterized. The transcript has 3 exons. Lineage: Eukaryota; Fungi; Ascomycota; Pezizomycetes; Pezizales; Morchellaceae. Bases 1 to 1170 code for a protein of 389 amino acids. Gene Ontology annotation, cellular component: plasma membrane; fungal-type cell wall. The record is from RefSeq and is a predicted model, not a curated record. Gene Ontology annotation, biological process: fungal-type cell wall organization.